AUGAAUGUUGGCGUGGCACACAGCGAGGUGAACCCCAACACGCGGGUGAUGAACAGCCGGGGGAUCUGGCUGGCGUAUGCAAUCUCCGUGGGAGUCCUCCACAUCGUUCUCCUCAGCAUCCCGUUCUUCAGCAUUCCUGUGGUCUGGACGCUCACCAACGUCAUACACAACCUGGUCAUGUACUUGCUGCUGCACAUGGUAAAGGGGACCCCGUUCGAGACCCCAGACCAGGGCAAGGAUCGCCUCCUCACACACUGGGAGCAGAUAGACUACGGGACGCAGUGCACCUCAUCACGCAAGUUCCUCAGCAUCUCCCCGGUAGUGCUGUACCUCCUCACCAGCUUUUACACCAAAUAUGACCCCGCACACUUUGUCAUCAACACGGCCUCCCUGCUCAGCGUCCUUCUGCCCAAGCUGCCCCAGUUCCACGGUGUGCGCGUCUUUGGCAUCAACAAGUACUGA
Messenger RNA from Cariama cristata (Red-legged seriema), 462 nucleotides. Its product is annotated as ORM1-like protein 2. The record is from RefSeq and is a predicted model, not a curated record. Gene Ontology annotation, cellular component: endoplasmic reticulum membrane. The coding region runs from base 1 to 462 and encodes 153 amino acids. The transcript has 3 exons. Lineage: Eukaryota; Metazoa; Chordata; Aves; Cariamiformes; Cariamidae. Gene Ontology annotation, biological process: ceramide metabolic process; negative regulation of ceramide biosynthetic process; intracellular sphingolipid homeostasis.